UGCUUGUCGUGGCUGUCCUGCGCUUCAUUCAGCUGAAGCCAAAGGUGUUAAACCCUUGGCUGAACAUCAGCGGCCUGGUGGUGUUAUGCUUGGCCUCUUUUGGGAUGACCCUACUCGGCAAUUUUCAGCUUUCCAAUGAUGAGGAGAUCCACAAUGUGGGCACAUCACUGACCUUUGGCUUUGGGACCUUGGCGUGCUGGAUCCAGUCUGUCCUCACCCUCAAGAUCAACCUGAAGAACGAGGGACGGAAAGUUGGUAUUCCACGAGUUGCCCUGUCGGCCAGCAUCACCCUCUGCGUGGUGUUCUAUUUCAUCCUCAUGGCGCAGGGCAUCCACAUGCAUGCUUCCAGGAUCCAGUGGGGCCUGGUGAUGUGCUUCCUGUGUUACUUUGGCACCUUCGCAGUGGAGUUUAGGCACUACAGAUUUGAGAUUGUUUGCUCCGAGUACCAGGAAAACUUUCUGAGCUUUUCUGAAAGCUUAUCAGAAGCCUCCGAGUACCAGACAGAUCAGGUGUAACCUGUCCUCUGAUGGGGGGGAGGGGGGCAAGUGUGGUCUCAUGGUUUAAACAUGACCUCAU
Messenger RNA from Phaethon lepturus (White-tailed tropicbird), 576 nucleotides. It is a transcript of the gene TMEM150C, whose product is annotated as transmembrane protein 150C. The record is from RefSeq and is a predicted model, not a curated record. The annotation marks the transcript as partial. The transcript has 3 exons. NCBI's taxonomy places the organism in Eukaryota, Metazoa, Chordata, Aves, Phaethontiformes, Phaethontidae.